AUGCAGCUUAACAAGGGCAACGAGACCGACCAGACACCCGAGCUCAGCCGAUUUUGCACCUCUUCGCCCAGCCCUGGCGAAUCUUCUCUGGAACGAGAGGCCCUACAAGGGGAGCUCGGAAUCUUCAAAGAGGCGCUGGCAGAGGAGUUCGAGCAUCAGCGGAGCCUGGAGCGCCAGCUGAGGGAGGCGGAGGAUGAGCUGCUGAAAUGCAGAGAGCUGCAGGAGGAGAAGCUGGCAAAGGAGCAAGAGAAGUGGAGGACCCUACUGAGCACCGCCGAAAGGAACUAUGAGGAGGAAUUGACAGAUCUGGAAAACAGACUUCAGAAUGCACUUGCCAACCUUAGCAUGGAGCGCGACAUUGGUCUGCAGAAGACUCUGACGCUGCAAAGCAAGUUGACAGAGAUCCAGGAUGAGAUGUGCAGCAAGGCGAAGAGGCACGAAGAAGAAUUGGAGAUGUGGAGAACCAUGCUGGGCACUUCCGAAACGAUGCAUGAGGGCACGAAAGAGAAACUGAAAGAUGCGGAGAAGAAGCUCCGGGCUGCUGAGUCGGCUCUUCAGAGAGAACGAGACAAGAAAGAAGCUGCCGAGAGAAAGCUACGGGAUAUUCAGGCCCACAGGUAUUCUGCUGGUCAUGCUGCCUGCUGGCAGUACGAGAUGGAUGGUCAGUGGUACCCGUUUUCACCAGAAGGAAAUGAUCAAAUGCAUCAGGCUUACUUGGCAUACAUCGGCGACAUGCUUGAAGGCCGCUGGGCACACAUUUUUGCUGGUGGUGUGGAGCGGGUGGUCGAUUUUGCGGAGAUGAAGCAGACGAACUUGCGCACACGGCAGACACGCUCGAUUCGCGUCGUUACAGGAGUACCUCUACAGUGGGAGAGCGCUCCGGAAACCUUGCUGACACAAAGUGACGACCUGAGAGAUAUGUAUGUUGAGGUCAAGGAUGCAUCCGUCGUGGAAGCCGUCCAGGACAUUCUGAGGUCGUCAGGACAUGCUUGGGACAUGUCAACAGAAUGCUCGCGCAUGAAGAGCGCCACGGUGAAGUCCGUUCAUCGGAUUGAAAACUAUCAGCUCUGGCAACGUUACCGAGCCAGGCUGAGUACCAUGAGGGAAGACCACGCCAAGUAUCAUGUGUGUGUAGAGCCUGUAGCUCUGGAUCUCGAUGGUUUUUGCGGCGUCAUGACUGACAGCCAAGCUGUGUUGGACUGCGGCGAGCCGUUAGCACGUGACGUGGAUGAGAAGAUACUGCUGCAUGGAACCUCCUGGAGCAAUGCCGAUGCCAUCGUGUUGCAUGGUUUUGAUCACAGGACUUGUACGCGUGGGAUGUACGGUGAUGGUGUCUACUUUGCAGAUGCUGCAUGCAAGAGCAAUCAGUAUGCGUGUGCACUUGACUGCAGACAGGGCCCUGCCUGCACGUGUGAGAGGACGGUCAUCAUCGCUCGUGUGGCAUUGGGUGUACACCAGGAGUUUGUGAUUUUCGACCGAGAACAGGUUCAGGCAUCGCUACAGGAGUAUGGCUCGGUGCAUCUGCGGGGCAGAGAAGUCUUUCAUGAACCCUAUGUCGUUGCUGGCGCGCUGGUCAGCGUGAAGGGGCUCCUGAACACGGUGAUUGCACCCUAUGUGGGUGCCGCUUGGCAGAGAAGCGAGCUUAAAGUUCAUGGCUUCAGGAUCCUGGCAACGGCGGAUGCAUCCACUGAGGUGCAGGUGCGACUGCGCUCCAAUCCGUUUUCUGAAAGAUUGAAUGCUGGUGUCGUGGUGGUGUUGAGUUCCCUGUUUGCUAAUCUGCUUUCCUUCGAAGUUCUCAGUGCUGCCCUGGGUGUGCUUGGCAACUUCACCACGGUAGGCCCCGAUGUUAAGCCCGACACCCCGAACCCUUUCCUGAUCAUGGAGGUGUGGUCUGGUCCUGACUUCGGUGAACACUUUGCUGGCACUCCUGUCGCCUCUAGUUCGAUGUCGGAGAAAAAUCCGAGGCCACAGGACACUUCCGUCAAUCGGGAGGAGAGCUCCGUUCCGCGCCAGGUGAUGUCUCUCUGGAGCAACAGUGUUUUGAAGCUGCUGGCUGCGGUGGUGUUUCUGGACUUCCUGGCUGAGCAGAUGCAGCUCGCGUGCCAGCUGGGCCUUGUCGGCUUGGCCGCCUCGGUGUCGCUGCUUCUCGUGGUCGCCAAUGUGGUGUCGGUAGCCCUGUUUGGUGUCAUUACCGCACCGUGGCAGGUUUUUCCAACGGCCAACGCCAUAGCCGCCGCGUCGGUUCCGCGCUGCGGAGCCAUGGCCCAGGUGAUUUUUGGGGCGCUCUUCCAGGCCGCUUCAAAGAGUUCCUUCCCCGGCUGGCCCUUCCUGGUUGCGGCGGGCUGCGUGGCUGUGGGGCUGGUCGUCUCCUUCUACCUCCCAAAGCAGGCGGGCAAUGAGCAAGGCGGCGGCACAGCUCUGCACGACCGGGUGCUUCUUGAUCAGGGCCAGGGGGCUGGAUCGAUGUCGGGUUUUGACAAUGUCAAUUGGACCUUUGUGAGCUGGAAUCCGGACGUCGAUCUGGAGAUCCUCACGGUGAGAAAGCUCAAAUUGGAGCUGGCUGCGGAGACAGAGAAGCGGGUUGCCGCCGAAGCAAGUUACCAGGUGACGAAGCAAAAGUUGAAAGACGUCGAAGCCCAACUUCAAGCCGCUUUGGCUACAGUCGAGGCGGAACGGAAGCAGAAAGAGACUGCCGAGCAAAAGCUGAUCCAGAUUCAGGAACGGAAGCCUUCCACUAGUCACGGUGCAUGCUGGCAAUACGAGAUGGGGAAUCAGUGGCACCCAUUCCCGCCUGAAGGAAAUGACCAGAUGCUUCAGGCUUACUUGGCAUAUCUCGACGACAAGCAAGGAAAUCGUUGGGCAACCAUUGUUGCAGGUGGAGUUGAGCGCGUGGUCGACUUUUAUAGGAUGACCCAAACACAUGCAACUACGCAGAAGGUACGGAGUAUUCGCCUCACCACUGGAGUGCCUGUACAGUGGGAAAGUACCUCGGCAGAGCUGUUGAUGCAGAGGGACGAUGUGAGCGCCUUCUACAUCGAGGUACAAGACGCAGUGCUGCUUGAUGUCGUCAACCGCCUUCUUCGGUCGACCGGCCAUGCCUGGGAUGUGUCAACUGUAUGCUCUCAUAUGCAGAAAGCCACUGUGAAAUCAGUUCAUCGGAUCGAAAACUACCAACUUUGGCAGCGGUACCAAGCGAGGCUGCGUGCCAUGAGGGAAGACCGUGCCAAGUACAACUUGCAUUCGGAGCCUGCAGCUCUUGAUCUUGAUGGUCGUGAGGGGGUCAUGACAGAGAGCCAGAACUACCUUGAUUGCGGAGAGCCCUUGUCACUUGACGUGGAUGAGAAGAUACUGCUGCAUGGCACAUCAUGGUACAACGCCAAUUCCAUCGUGGAGAACGGCUUUGACCACAGGACGUGCACACGAGGCAUGUACGGAGAUGGCGUCUAUUUUGCAUGUGCUGCCUGCAAGAGUCAUCAGUACUCAUGUGGAUACCAGUGCGGCUUUGCCCAUACCCCUGCCUGCCAUUGCGAGAGGCGUAUCCUGCCUUUGUCGUGCAAUAUUGGCCUUGACACGGUGCAAAGCAAGCCCGCCACUCAGUGA
Molecule: messenger RNA, 3600 nt
Organism: Symbiodinium necroappetens
Lineage: Eukaryota; Dinophyceae; Suessiales; Symbiodiniaceae
Source: the annotation of a GenBank genome assembly